Messenger RNA from Aureobasidium uvarum, 1074 nucleotides. Lineage: Eukaryota; Fungi; Ascomycota; Dothideomycetes; Dothideales; Saccotheciaceae. The record is from the annotation of a GenBank genome assembly.
AUGUCCAACAAGCCCAUCUUCGUGGCUACCCACCCUAGAGCAUGCUCGACGGCAUUCGAGCGAGUCUUCAUGACUCAGCGGGAUACCCUGCAAUGCGUCCAUGAGCCUUUUGGCGAUGCCUUUUACUUCGGUCCCGAGAGACUGAGCGACAGAUACGAGCAAGACCAGAAAGCCCGCGCAGAGAGCGGCUUUGAAAACUCGACCUACAAGACCAUCUUCGACAACAUCAUGAAGGAGAACGAAGAGGGCAAACGCAUCUUCAUCAAGGACAUUACCCACUACCUGGCGCCUCCUGAUGGCAAGCCGGCAUCCAUCGCACCCUCAUUGAUGAAGGUCAAGCGUGGUGUCGGUACCAACGGCAGCAACCCCUUGACAGACAUGGUCAACGACUCCAACGCUUCAGACACCAAUGGUGCAGUGAAGGACUCUCCUCCCUACCCCUAUGCCACCGAGGCCGAGCCUGGAAAUCCCACCGUCGUCCCCACCGAAAUCUUGAACAAGUUCCAUUUCGCCUUCCUCAUCCGCCACCCCAAGCACAGCAUCCCUAGCUACUGGAGAUGCACUAUUCCCCCGCUUGACGCCAUCACUGGCUUCUACAACUUCAUGCCUUCCGAGGCUGGCUACGAUGAGCAGCGUCGCCUGUUCGACUACCUCCGUUCUUGCGGCCAAAUCGGUCCCAAGCAAGCAGGUCAGGACGGCGGGCAAAAGAGCGGACCUGUAGAGAUCUGUGUCAUCGACGCUGAUGAUCUUCUGGACAACCCCUCGGCCAUUCUUGAGCAGUUCUGCAAGAGUGUUGGCAUUGAAUACUCCCCUAGCAUGCUGAACUGGGACAAUGAGGACGAUCACGCUCACGCCAAAGAGGCAUUCGAGAAGUGGAGAGGCUUCCACGAGGAUGCCAUCAACUCAACCGAGCUCAAGCCUAGAACUCACAAGAAGGCCGAGAAGAGCGACGAGCAGCUCUUCGCUGAGUGGUCCGAAAAGUACGGCGAGGAGGCUGCCAAAAUCAUCCAACAGACCGUUGCAGACAACGUCAAGGACUACGAGCACAUGAAGCAGUUCGCCAUCAAGGUGUAA